CCCGGGGACCGCAGCAGGCUGAGCGGCGCUGCUGGUGUCAGAGCCCGGCGAGCGCUGGCAGUUCCGCGGCGGGGAUGCUGAAGAGGGCUGGGGUGGCGAGCAGCCGUGGCCACUGCGGACUUCCGAGGCACUCCGGGCCGUGAAAACCCCUGGGCCGUGGCCAAUCCCAGGCUCCUGAGUCCAUUCACCGUUCCAGAAGCCGGCCGAGGGGAGAGUCCAGCGGAGGAGCGGCUGUUCGCGGGUUCUGGGCUUUCGGAGCGUUCUGGAACCCCGAGAGACACCCCGGGGCUCUAGAACCUCCCCAGCGGCCCCCAAUCCCGGCUUCCUGUGUGCGUCCGUUCCAAACCCCCUGGGUGCACGGGUCGCCGGCGAGCCGUGGCCGGAUCCUGGCACACACCAUGAUCGUUGCAGACUCCGAGUGCCGCGCAGAGCUUAAGGGCUACCUGCCGUUCGCCCCGGGCGGUGGCGGCGGCGGCCCCGGGGCCGGAGAGGAGCAGAGGGAAAGCCGGGCUCGGCGAGGCCCUCGAGGGCCCAGUGCCUUCAUCCCGGUAGAGGAGGUCCUUCAGGAGGGCGCAGAGAGCCUGGAGCAGCACCUGCGGCUGGAGGCACUGAUGUCCUCGGGCCGGGUGGACAACCUGGCGGUGGUGAUGGGCCUCCACCCUGACUACCUUAGCUGCUUUUGGCGCCUGCACUACUUCCUGCUGCACACGGACGGGCCCCUGGCUAGCUCCUGGCGCCACUACAUUGCCAUCAUGGCUGCCGCCCGCCACCAGUGUUCCUACCUGGUGGGUUCCCACAUGGCUGAGUUCCUGCAGACUGGCGGUGACCCAGAGUGGCUGCUUGGUCUCCAUCGGGCCCCGGAGAAGCUCCGCAAGCUCAGUGAGAUCAACAAGUUGCUGGCACACCGGCCGUGGCUCAUCACCAAGGAGCACAUCCAGGCCUUGCUGAAGACGGGCGAGCACAGCUGGUCUCUGGCGGAGCUCAUCCAGGCCCUGGUCCUGCUCACCCACUGCCACUCACUGGCCUCCUUCGUGUUUGGCUGUGGCAUCCUCCCUGAGGGGGACUCGGAAGGCAGCCCUGCCCCCCAGGCCCCUUCACCCCCCAGUGAGCAGAGCAGCCCCCCCAGCAGGGACCCAAUGAACAACUCUGGGGGCUUUGAGGCUGCCCGGGACGUGGAAGCUUUGAUGGAACGCAUGAGGCAGCUGCAGGAGAGCCUGUUACGGGAUGAGGGAGCAUCCCAGGAGGAGAUGGAGAGCCGCUUUGAGCUGGAGAAGUCAGAGAGCCUUCUGGUGACUCCCUCAGCUGACAUCCUGGAGCCCUCUCCACACCCAGACAUGCUAUGCUUUGUGGAGGACCCCACUUUUGGAUAUGAGGACUUCACCCGGCGAGGGGCUGAAGCGCCCCCCACCUUCCGUGCCCAGGAUUAUACCUGGGAAGACCAUGGCUAUUCACUGAUCCAGCGGCUUUACCCUGAGGGUGGGCAGCUGCUGGAUGAAAAGUUCCAGGCAGCUUAUAGCCUUACCUACAACACCAUCGCCAUGCACAGUGGAGUAGACACCUCCAUGCUCCGCAGGGCCAUCUGGAAUUACAUCCACUGUGUCUUUGGUAUCAGAUAUGAUGACUAUGACUACGGGGAGGUGAACCAGCUCCUGGAACGGAACCUCAAGGUCUAUAUCAAGACGGUGGCCUGCUAUCCUGAGAAGACCACGCGAAGAAUGUACAACCUCUUCUGGAGGCACUUCCGCCACUCAGAGAAGGUCCAUGUGAACUUGCUGCUCCUGGAGGCGCGCAUGCAGGCCGCCCUGCUCUAUGCCCUCCGCGCCAUCACCCGUCACAUGACCUGACUGCGAGCAGGAUCUGGGCCCGGAGCAGCUGCCCCUGGGGGCAUUCUCCUCCCUGCAAGGACUUCUCUGUCUGGAGACAGACCCCGAUCCCUUUCUGUCCCAGGCCCUCCCAGCCCACUCUGGAAGGUGGGCUUGUGUGUGACGUGCAGCCCCUGAGCCGUACCCUCCUUUUCUUUCACUGGAAUGGACAGGAUCAUUGCACUGACUCUGGGAUCUCAGUUCUGCCCUGGGAGCUGGAAGACGACUAGCAGAUCCCCAGGGACCGUGCCCUCCUUCCUGCCCCUGACCCCAGAGGCAGAGGGCACAGGAAGGGAAACGAGCUGAGCUCAGAUUCAUGUGCCAGCAGGCUGGGCCGCAGGCAUCACCAGUACUGGGCCUUCCUGGACUGGGAAGUCCCUGACUGGCCCCGAGGGAGAGGGGCAGGGACCUCCAGGGACUGACACUCCAAGCAGCUUUGCCUUUCCUCCUCCUCCCUCGCUCCCAGAUCUCAUUACCUUCCCCCUCGUUACCUUCACCCAUCAGUGUGAAAGUCAGUGUCACAGCUGGUCUGUGUGUUCUGCUCCCCAGAAGCCUGUUCUGUCAGGCAGCCUGAAGGCCCCUUUGCCCUGGUUGCCCUAAUCCUGGUUUAGCUCCUUUGACCUCCCCUUCACCCUCUUCCGCAUUUCUCCCCUGCCUGGUGGGGGGAGGCCCCAGAAGAGACACCAAGCACAUCAAAGAAGUAGAUUAUUCCUAGAGAGUUUGGGGUGUCUGUGGGUCCCCUUGCCUUCUGAAGAGGAGGGGGUAUUACCAGUUCUCUGUAUUUGGGUUCUUUAUAGGGGAGGUUCUGCAGGGGCUAUCUUACCUCAAUAGCCACAGUCAACGCCUGAGGGGAGGACAGGGAGAAGUCUGUUCUCCCCAGAACCGCGCCGGCCCUGCAGAGGCUGGCACCCCACUCUCCUAUCUCCCACGGCGCUGCCACACACCUUUCCCAUCAAGUGAGCCUUUCUGGGUGGCUUCCGAGGCAGGGGCUCAGGGAGAGUCAGGAGACCCCAGGGUUCUUGUUUGGGUUGUGCCCAAACUGGCCAGGUGACCAUGGCUAUGUUGCCAAACCUCUUCGACCUCCGUAUAGAUAGUUGCGGGCUGGGGGCUGAGAUUGUCUGUGAUGCCUGAGUCUACUCUCGGCUUUUCAGGCCAACCUGCCAGCAACAAACUGCACAUCUUGCAGAAUCUCAAAGGCCUGUAAGGGAUAGCCCAGCCUUGCAGGCCAUCUCUACCCUGCCACCUUCCUAGGACAGCCCCCCACCCCCCCACCCCCGUUUCCAUCCCCCCAUCUCGAUUUUAGGUGGAUUGCUUGGACGCAGAAGCAGCCAAGGACCCAUCCCAGGCACUUUUCUGUAGCAAAUAAGCUGUGAAUGAUGACAUCCCUUGCCCUUCUUCUGACAGUAUGUGUCCCCUCUGACCAGUUUGGAGGUGACUGAAGAAAGGCAGGGGUCAUGCUGCUGCUGCUUCUGACCCUGCUCUCUGGAGAGGGGCAGGAGAGGAGCCUGGUCAGCGUGCCACAUUUCACACCCGUGCAGGCAUGGGGAAGCGACUGGCACCCCCUGCGGGCCUCAGAGCCCUCCCUGCGAUGAAGCUGGGCAGGAGGGAAGAGGCCCCAGCAUUGGGGUUUGGAUUCUAGAAGGGACAUGACGACUCUGUAAAUGUCCCCCCAGGGUGGGUAGGGAGGGGGAUUUAGUGUUCCAAGUGCAGAAAUCUUUGGCUUUGCUACGAGUUCUGUAUGAUGAAAAAUAAAAGUUCACUGAGGUUUUGUUUUGUACUUCUUGUUAAUGGGCUGUUUUUCCAUUUGCAAGGGUCAUGGUUCAUCUCUAAGCAGCAGCAGUGAGCUGUGGUUGCAUCAUGGACCUGACCUGCUGCCCCUUCCCCUGCUGGGCACUUGUGUCCAGUGACCGCAGGGUGGGGAGUGGUUGGCAUUAAAAGUCUAUUCUGUCCCUUGGGUGCCCGGCCCUGCCACCCAUCUGUGGCUGGCCCGGCAUUGUGGAAGAAUAAUGGCCAUGUUAUUUUUCUCACUAAGCCUGGUGCUGGGUAUUUGGAGGCCAUUUUUCUGAAUUUGCAGGAGAAUUUAGACCCAGGGGUAAAGUGACAUUGCUGAGGCCACACAGGUGGAGCCGGGAUUCCAGCCAGGGUCCCCCUGACCCCGAGGCCUCAGCAUUUUACCUUGUUGCUUUUCCCGCUACAGGGCUCCCCCUGUCACAGAGGGAGGCUUUUGAGAAUCUCUGGGAACCCCCUGUGUCCCCUGCCCAUCCACAUGCUUCCGGGCUUCUCAUCACUUCUCCAGCACCAAGGAGACAGAACCAGCUCAAAAGGGUUAGCUGUGACCUCCACAUUGUACCAGCACCCAUUUAGUAGCGGUGUGAUCUUGGUCAACCUUCUUAGCUUCUCUGGGCACUGGGAAUUAUAGUAAGCAUAUCAGGGAAACCACAUUAUGACUAAACCAAGACCUCUUCUGUUGGCUUCCCACUUCCUCUAAACACUGCUGUCAUAAAAUGAAAACUAGGUCUCCUCCAGGAAGCCUCCCCUGAUUAAAUUCACAUUCCCUUUCCCUUUCCCCUUUUCAUUUUUGUGGUGUUCUAUCUACUUGAUCUUCCUUCUAACGUCACUUGAGAGGGUGUGAGAGAACAAAACAGAUUGGAAUAGAAAACUUGGAUUCUGGUCCUGACUUAGCCACUUACUAUCCCUGAGUUGCGGGGGAGGGUUGAUUAAUUUCACUGACCCUCAAGUUUCCUCUGCCAUAAAAACAGACAAUAUGUCUUCA
Molecule: messenger RNA, 4635 nt
Organism: Callorhinus ursinus (northern fur seal)
Lineage: Eukaryota; Metazoa; Chordata; Mammalia; Carnivora; Otariidae
Gene: SESN2
Product: sestrin 2
Biological process (GO): regulation of response to reactive oxygen species; positive regulation of macroautophagy; cellular response to L-leucine
Cellular component (GO): nucleus
Molecular function (GO): L-leucine binding; oxidoreductase activity, acting on peroxide as acceptor
Source: RefSeq, a predicted model, not a curated record